Molecule: messenger RNA, 3090 nt
Organism: Laccaria bicolor S238N-H82
Lineage: Eukaryota; Fungi; Basidiomycota; Agaricomycetes; Agaricales; Hydnangiaceae
Exons: 22
Cellular component (GO): membrane
Molecular function (GO): ATP hydrolysis activity; ATP binding; ABC-type transporter activity
Source: RefSeq, a predicted model, not a curated record
UGCCCACCAUGCUUCAACUGCCUCCUCCCCGUCUUUACAUGUGGUCAAUACGGGUACUGUGAUCCAUACGACGGGCAAUGUAGAUGCCCCCCUGGAUGGGGCGGCAUCGAUUGUCUCAAUCCUCAAUGCGACUCGUUAGCAGACGGAGACCAGCGUCGUCUUCGAGAAGAGGGCAAGUCGUGUGAAUGUAAAGAUGGUUGGGAGGGUAUCAAUUGUAAUGUAUGCAACAACGACAACGCAUGCAUCGGUUUCCCACUCGCAGCCGGUAUAUCCCACUUAAACGACGACGAAGGCCCAGUGGCGAAUAUGACAUGCUACAAAGGCGGCGAAACGGUAUUCAACAAUCAUCAAAUGUGUGAUAUCACCAACCGUAAAAUAAUCGACAUGCUACCCGGCCGACCACCCCAAGUAACCUUCUCCUGCUCCUCCCUCGACAAAACCUGCGCCUUCCAAUUCUGGACGGCCCAAGUCGAGUCGUUCUACUGCGCCUUGGAGGAAUGUACUUCUGCGCAUGUACCGGGGUGGGAUACCAAUUCGACGGUGUAUGCGUGUGAGAGGGUUAAAUGCGCUUGUGUACCGGGACGGUUUAUUUGUGGUAAGGAUGGGAGUGUUGACAUCGGCGAUUUCCUGAAAGAAGAAAUCAAAGGCCCCGCCAAGUUGAGCUGUAAAUCGGGGACGGGGUGUAAAUUCGAGGAACCGGCCAUGAAUGAUUUGAUUGACCAGAUCUUUGGAGAUGCGUAUAUUACGUUGAGGUGUGAGGGUGGAGAGUGUUUGCAUUAUUCGCAGGUUCCUGGAUAUGUUAGACCACCCAAACCGGAUAACACCAAAUGGGUCGCAUUAAGCGCAGCUAGCGCCGGCCUCAUCGUCCUUCUCUCAUCCCUAGUAAUCUGGUACGCAGGCCGAACCUCCCUCAACCCCACCCCCUCCCAAAUCCGUCUCCCCGCCCACGAAUCCGCAAAACUAAUGUCCGAACACGUCCCCGCCUCAUUACACUUCACCUCCCUAUCCUACACCCUCCCCUCCUCCCACCUCAUCCUCGACUCUAUCUCCGGCUCUGCUUUGCCCGGCCAAGUCCUAGCUAUAAUGGGCGCCUCUGGGUCCGGCAAAUCUACUUUCCUUGAUAUUUUGGCGAGGAAGAAUAAGAGGGGGGUGGUGAAGGGUGAGAUUAGGGUUAAUGGACGGGAGGUGGGCGAUGAAGUUUUUAGGGGUCUUGUGGGGUUUGUGGAUCAGGAGGAUACGUUGAUGGGGACUUUGACCGUUUAUGAGAGUGUGUUGUAUAGUGCGCUCUUGAGGCUUCCGAGGGAGAUGAGUAUUGAGGCGAAGAGGUUUAGGGUUCUUGAGACGCUUGAGGAACUGGGGAUAUUGGGGAUUAGGGAUGUUAGGAUUGGGGAGAGUGGGAAGAGAGGCAUUUCGGGCGGUGAGAAGAGGCGCGUGUCGAUUGCUUGUGAGCUCGUUACGAGCCCUUCCAUCUUAUUCCUGGACGAACCUACUUCCGGUCUAGACGCAUACAACGCCCACAACGUCAUAUCCUCCCUCGUCUCCCUCGCAAGGAACUACAACCGUACAGUGGUUUUCACGAUCCACCAACCGCGUUCCAACAUCGUCGCGAUGUUUGAUAAACUUGUGUUGUUGAGCAAGGGGAAGAUGGUGUAUUCGGGGGAUUAUGUGGGGUGUCAGGAGUAUUUUGGGGGGGUUGGGAUGAGGUGUCCUGAGGGGUAUAAUUUGGCGGAUUAUUUGAGUAAGUUUUUUUUUUUUCUUUUUUUUUUUUUUUUUUUUGGAGGGGGUUGUGCUACUGUUGCUGUUGCUUCUGCUGGAGAGGCGAAAGGGGUCGCUGUGCUGAUGCUGCUGUUGAUUCCUGUAGGAGGAAGCGGCCGUGGUGCUGGUGCUGAUGUCGAUUCCUGUGUUGGGGAUGCUGCUGAUGUCGACAUGACCACACGAGCAUCAAUGGAACCCCGAAGCAGCAGCAACGAAUCUCUCCAAAUCGACAUCUCACCCGCUUCAGACGACAGCACCAAUCUAGGAGACGAAGAACGUGGGCUCCUCGCACCGCACCACGUCCCCUUUUCGGAGGUGGUGCUUACACUUCAGCUUGCGGCGCUUGUACAGGCAUAUGCGGAUAGUGAGAUUGCAGCUCGGAUACGGAGGGAGAUGGAGGAAGUGAAGAGGGAGGCUAAGGCAUCUGGGAAUGGGAAUGGGGGUGUUGUGAGGAAUGGGGAUGGACAUACGUCGCUUUUGAGGGGGAGGAAGAGGGCGAGUUGGGGGACGCAGUUUAGGAUUUUGAGCGGACAGGCAUUCAAGAACCUUUAUAGGGAUCUGGCGCUUUUGGCUGUUCAUUACCUUUCGGCUGUUGGGUUGGCUGUUAUUUGCGGGCUUUUCGUCCAUGAUGUCACGAAUGAUAUUGCGGGAUUCCAGAAUCGACUUGGUAUCUUCUUCUUCACGCUAGCCCUCUUUGGUUUCUCUUGUCUUUCGAGUUUGGGCCUGUUUGCGAAUGAGCGGAUUCUGUUUAUGCGGGAGAGGGCGAAUGGGUAUUAUUCGUCUUUUACCUAUUUUGCAUCCAAAGUUCUCUUCGACAUCCUGCCUCUCCGACUAGUCCCUCCUCUGAUGUUCGGCGGAAUCGUCUAUGGGCUCGUGGGACUGGUCCCAACCGUAGCCGGCUUCUGGAAGUUCAUGCUCACGCUGGUUCUGUUCAACCUCACCACAGCAAGCGUGGUCUUGUGGCUGUCCAUUGCCUUUGAUAGCGUCAGCGUGGCAAGUUUAGUUGGGACUCUUGUCAUGUUGUUCAAUCUGUUGUUCACGGGCUUGCUUAUCAAUCGGGAAACUGUUGCGCCUGCGUUACAGUGGCUCCAUACGGUGUCUUUCUUCCAUGCUGCGUUUGAAGCUCUUGCUGUGAACGAGCUGCGAUACCUCCAGUUGAAGGAGAUAAAGUACGGAGUUGAACUGGACCUCCCAGCGGCUACCAUCCUCUCUAUCUUUGGUCUUCGAGCCCAGUCGUUCUGGUGGCCCAACAUAUCGCUACUGGGCAUCUUCUUUGUGGUAUUCACCACCGCUAGUUAUCUUACGCUGCACUUUUUCGUGAAGGAGAAGCGGUAG